This is a messenger RNA of Brassica oleracea var. oleracea, 2361 nucleotides long. RefSeq lists its product as uncharacterized. The record is from RefSeq and is a predicted model, not a curated record. Gene Ontology annotation, biological process: DNA integration. Lineage: Eukaryota; Viridiplantae; Streptophyta; Magnoliopsida; Brassicales; Brassicaceae. The transcript has 3 exons. Bases 1 to 2361 code for a protein of 786 amino acids. Gene Ontology annotation, molecular function: RNA-DNA hybrid ribonuclease activity; nucleic acid binding.
AUGAAGCUCAACCCGGCGAAAUGCACCUUCAGCGUCACAUCAGGAGAAUUCUUGGGUUAUAUCGUCACUCAGCGAGGCAUCAAAGCAAACCCAAAACAGAUAACGGCGAUCCUUGACCUUCCUAGUCCGAGGAACACUCGUGAAGUACAGCGAUUAACCGGAAGGAUUGCGGCACUCAACAGGUUCAUCUCAAGAUCUACGGAUAAAUGCCUCCCUUUUUACGAACUCUUGUGGGGAAAUAAAAGAUUCAUCUGGGAUGAAAAAUGCGAAGAAGCGUUCAAUCAGCUCAAGCAUUACCUCACGACGCCUCUGGUUUUGUCGAAGCCCGAGGUCGGUGACACCCUAUCCCUAUACAUCGCCGUCACUUCCUCGGCGGUCAGGAGCGUACUCAUACGAGAGGAUCGGGGCGAACAAAAACCUAUUUUCUACAUCAGCAAGCGCAUGACAGAACCAGAGAUGAGAUACCCAACCUUGGAGAAGAUGGCUCUCGCCAUCAUCACCUCGGCGAGAAAACUCAGCCCUUACUUCCAGUCGCAUACCAUCGAGAUGCUCUCCAACCAACCCCUUAGGACGGUGAUGCAAAACACCAACCAAUCCGGAAGACUAACUAAAUGGGCAGUGGAACUAAGCGAGUAUGACAUCGUGUAUAAGAAUCGCACAGCAGCUAAGUCACAAGUCCUUGCUGAUUUCUUGAUCGAGUUAACGCCAGAGCUAGAACAAGAUCUUUCGUUCAGUUUUGGUUUCGCGGCAUCCAACAAUGAAGCCGAAUACGAGUCUCUCAUCGCAGGCCUCCAUCUCGCUAAAGCAGUCAAGGCCAAACGAAUCAGCGCGUACUGUAAUUCCCAGCCCGUGGUGAGUCAGUUUCACCGAGACUACGUCGUCAGGAAUGAUAGGAUGGACGCCUACCUGAAGCUCGUCAAAGACCUCAUACAAGAUUUCGAGUUCUUUGAACUCGCGAAGGUUCCUCGCGGAGAGGACAUAUGCGCGGACACUUUCGCAGCCCUCAGAAGCAAGCUACACGACCAAGUGAAGAGGACGAUCCCAAUUCACAGGAUCGAGAAGCCAAGCAUCAGUCCAACAACCGAGCAGCUAACCAUCACAGCGUCCGUCACUGAUGCAAUGCACAUUGACGAAGUAGAACCUCGCACGACAGAAGAUCAGCUCGAUGAUUGGCGAACGGAGUUCAUCACCUACUUAGCCGAUGGCAUACUACCUACCGAGAAGUGGGAAGCAAGACGACUCAAACGACGCAGUGCACACUACGUCGUCAUGGACGGAGAACUCCAUCGAUGGACCGCAACAAAAGUACUCCUCAAGUGCAUUUUCGGGGAUGAAACAAGGCUCGUUAUGGCCGAAACGCAUGAAGGAGCAGCAGGCAAUCACUCAGGAGGGCGAGCUCUCGCACUGAAGGUGAAGAACCUCAGUUUCUAUUGGCCAACUAUGAACGCAGAUUGCGAGUCCUACGUCAAGAAAAGUGACAAGUGCCAGAGACACGCUUCGACCAUCCACAGCCCGACGGAGUUGCUCCAUACCUUGACGGUGCCGUAUCCCUUCAUGCGAUGGGGAAUGGAUAUGAUCGGGCCAAUGCCGAGCUCUCGACAGAAGAGAUUCAUCCUAGUCCUAACUGAUUACUUCACUAAGUGGGUAGAAGCAGAAGCCUACGCCAGCAUCACCGAUAAGGAGGUGCAAAAGUUCGUUUGGAAAAACAUCAUCUUCUUGCACGGACUCCCCUACGAGAUAAUCACAGACAACGGAUCCCAGUUUAUCUCACACAACUUCAAAGAGUUCUGCGACAGGUGGAGAAUUCGACUCAACAUGUCCACGCCGAGGAACCCGCAGAGUAACGGUCAAGCUGAGUCCACCAACAAGACCAUCAUCGACGGACUCAAGAAGCGACUCGACUUGAAGAAGGGUUGCUGGGCCGACGAACUAGAUGGAGUCCUAUGGUCCAAUAAAACAACUCCGCGUGGAGCAACGAAAGCCACCCCUUUCUCGAUGGCCUACGGAGGCGAAGCAAUGGCACCCGCCGAUGUAAACGUAACGGGCUUACGCCAUUCCAAGAUGCCUAUAGAAGAGAGACGCGACCAAGCGUUGCUUCGCAUUCAGAACUAUCAACAUCAGAUCGAGAGCUACUACAACAAGAAGGUUAAGUCCCGUCCCCUCGAAUUGGGUAACCUAUUCCUCCGCAAGGUGUUCGAAAACACUAAAGAAUGGAAGGCCGGUAAACUCGGAGCCAACUGGGAAGGACCUUACAAGAUCACCGAGAUAGUAAAACGCGGAGUCUACCACCUCGAAACUUCAAUCGGAGAAACGGUGCCACGAGCCUGGAACUCGAAGCACCUCCGACUAUUCCACAGCUAA